Messenger RNA from Acanthocheilonema viteae, 771 nucleotides. Lineage: Eukaryota; Metazoa; Nematoda; Chromadorea; Rhabditida; Onchocercidae. The record is from the annotation of a GenBank genome assembly.
AUGGGGUAUUUGAAAAGUUAUUUCUUCAUGAUAUCAUCACAUUCUGAUCUCGGGAAAUGGUCCAGUCGUGCAAAAUUGUUGAAUCAGUUACGAAAAGUUGCCGAUCGGUAUUCAAUGCAUGAAGUGAGUGUUUUCGAUGAUGAUGCAAAAUUUUUGGACAUAAUUGGAACACUGCUCAAUCAAACAGUUCAAUCGUCUGCUUUUACAGUGAUCUUUAUGAUGUUUGUUUGCUUUCUUUUUAUCCCACAAUGUGCUGCUGUCAUCAUCGCUACUUUCUCCAUUUUAAGUAUUUUUAUUGGUGUACUUGGCUUGUUAUCAUUAUGGAAUGUUGAUUUAGACCCAAUUGUUAUGUCAGCCUUGAUAAUGUCCAUCGGUUUUAGUGUCGAUAUUCCAGCUCAUGUCACCUAUCACUUCUUUCGAGCUGAUGAAGACACAACCGAAGCUUCACUUCGGCACUGUCUUAGCACAAUCGGAUUUCCAGUGUUGCAGGCUGCAACCUCAACAUUACUUUGCGUGUUCAGUCUUCAGUUUAGCGAUCUUCAUAUGGCUCAUGUUUUCGUAAAAACGAUGAUAUUGGUUGUAAUAAUUGGUUUCAUCCAUGGUUUAGUAAUAAUACCUGUAUUGUACAGCAUUACAUCCCGUAUUCAAUUACCGGGAAGAAAGCGAGUAUUCAAUAUCAAUGGUGAAACAUCACCAAAAGUUGUUUCAAUCUCAGAAGAUUUAACUGUUACGCUUGCAAUUGAUGCAGAAUUGAAAAUUUCCAUUCAAUAA